CUGGACUGUCUUUUUUUAUUUUCUUCUCCACGACUUUCCUCGCACUCAACCUCUCCCUCAUUGGUGGCUUUUUCGCACCCGUGAAACUCUCUCACACCAAAAACAGCGUCAGAGACGACACAAGCUAGGCACCCUAAACUCGAUUCUCCUCCAAGUUUACUGAAGAUGCCAGUGUUCUCGCUCUAUUCAUGUCCUUGUCACGUUUCAGUCCAGGCCUAUUUUUAGCAACUUUAUUCUUCUUCUUUUUGAGAUAAAUAGAUAUAUAUACAUAUACACACAGACAAGAAAAGUGAAAGUGAAGAAGAAGAGAAGAGAGGAUGGCGAGGGAGAAGAUACAGAUCAAGAAAAUUGAUAACACGACGGCGAGACAGGUAACUUUCUCUAAACGGCGAAGAGGGCUUUUUAAGAAGGCCGAGGAGCUCUCAGUUCUUUGCGAUGCCGAUGUUGCUCUUAUCGUAUUCUCCUCUACCGGCAAGCUCUUCGAAUACAGCAGCUCAAGCAUGAAGGAAAUACUCGAAAGACAUAGGUUGCACGCGAAGAACCUUGAGAAGCUGGAGCAGCCAUCUCUUGAACUACAGCUAGUUGAGAAUGCCGACCGCUCCAGAUUGUGCAAGGAAAUUGCUGAGAAAAGCCAUCAGUUGAAGCAAAUGAGGGGGGAAGAGCUCCAGGGAUUAAGCAUAGAGCAGCUGCAGCAGUUGGAAAAAUCCCUUGAAGUGGGAUUGCGUCGUGUCAUAGAGAAAAAGGGUCAAAAUAUAAUGAAAGAGAUCAGUGAUCUUCAAAGGAAGGGACUACGAUUGGUGGAAGAGAAUGAGAAACUGAGGCAACAAUUGUUUCAGAUAUCUAACAAGGGAAAACAAGGUGGUGCAGAGUCAGAGAAUGUAGUUUAUGAAGAGGGCCAGUCAUCAGAGUCUGUAACCAAUCUCUGUAACUCUAAUGGUCCACCAUAUGACUAUGAAAGCUCAGAUACCUCUUUAAAGCUUGGGUUACCCUAUUCCGGCUAAACUAGGGGGAAAUGCCAGUAUCAGAGAGCAGAUAUUUCUCAUGUCAAUAGAAGAAAAAGAAACAUGUGAAUCUGUAAUGGGUGUUUAGAAAGUAUAAAAUUUGGCAUUAGACAAGAAAUACUUGUAAUUACUGUUUUGAAAAUCUUUAAUUUACGAUCUGAAUUUCAUUAAUAACACGACAAUAAUUAUCUC
This is a messenger RNA of Carica papaya (papaya), 1193 nucleotides long. It is a transcript of the gene SVP, whose product is annotated as K-box region and MADS-box transcription factor family protein. The record is from RefSeq and is a predicted model, not a curated record. Gene Ontology annotation, cellular component: nucleus. Gene Ontology annotation, molecular function: RNA polymerase II transcription regulatory region sequence-specific DNA binding; DNA-binding transcription factor activity; protein dimerization activity. Gene Ontology annotation, biological process: positive regulation of transcription by RNA polymerase II. NCBI's taxonomy places the organism in Eukaryota, Viridiplantae, Streptophyta, Magnoliopsida, Brassicales, Caricaceae.